ACCCAGCUUCAGCCAUUAAGAAUGAUUAUUGGCUAAAGCAAUUCCAAACAGGAAACAUGUUUGACAUGUUCGUGAUAUUGAAGUUGAAUGGCUCCAUUUUCAGAAAACCGCAUCUUCGCUAUCACCCCACACCUAUCGUCUUGUGAGCGUGAACCUGGCACCAGCGAGAUACUGGCCAGGGGGGCAAUCGGAUCAGGAGUCCCCAGAAGUGGCGAUGGAGGAGGUGGUGGUGGUGGAGGGUCCUCUGACCUGUGGUCGGCCUCGGCAGCUCAAAGCUGCCAGGUUUUGCUGACGAUUAGGGGUCGCAGGCGGAGGGAUUGUGAUGGAGGCGUUGCUCAACCCAUGAUACUCGCCCGCACUCCCGGCUUGAACCCGGCGUCGCUGCGGCCGCGCCUUCGGCAGCGGGAACUUGGGCGGAGCCAUGGCGGUCCCUCGCCCCCAUCCCACCCCUCCAGGACACCCGCUUCUCAGGGCGGAGGCCCAGGCGAGUGCCGGGCCGCAUCACUCACAAGGACAGCGCGAAGCUCUCUUCCUCUAGGGCGUCCAUCGCCGCCGCCGCCGCCGCAUCCACCCGCAGAGCGAGCGGGCCCGCCGGCCUCCUAUCCCGUCCGCGGCCCGGGCCCAGCCUCGGCUCUGCUCCGUAGAGCCGCAACCCGCAUCUGGGAGGCCUCGCCCGCUCACGGCGCAGCCGGGGUAGGCCCUACGUGCGAGGCCCGGGCCUCAGGCUCCCCUGGAGCGGCCACGCGCCUGCGGGGCCCUCACAACCAGCCAGGUCUCUCAGAGUGCGUCGCGGCCGCAGCGGGGUCCGGGCGUCAGUUAACUACAGCCCCGCGCCGCGCCCCGCCUCCCGUCACCAUGGCCACCAAAACCCCUUCCACCGCCUCGUGCUUCCCGGGAGCCAAUCCCAGGCGCGCGCUAUUUGACGCCGUGGGCGGGGCAAAGAUGGGGAAAGGAAGUGAGGGGUAGCGGUAGAGGCCCGUUGGGGAACCCUAUGGGACUCAGUGGGACGUUUGGGGUUAUUGGAGUGUUCU
Lutra lutra (Eurasian river otter) is the source of this 1031-nucleotide messenger RNA. RefSeq names its product sterile alpha motif domain-containing protein 1-like. The transcript is spliced from 2 exons. NCBI's taxonomy places the organism in Eukaryota, Metazoa, Chordata, Mammalia, Carnivora, Mustelidae. The record is from RefSeq and is a predicted model, not a curated record. Bases 88 to 966 code for a protein of 292 amino acids.